This is a messenger RNA of Oreochromis aureus, 4732 nucleotides long. RefSeq names its product integrator complex subunit 6 like (gene ints6l). Gene Ontology annotation, biological process: snRNA 3'-end processing. Lineage: Eukaryota; Metazoa; Chordata; Actinopteri; Cichliformes; Cichlidae. The transcript is spliced from 18 exons. Gene Ontology annotation, cellular component: integrator complex. The record is from RefSeq and is a predicted model, not a curated record. The coding region runs from base 1054 to 3744 and encodes 896 amino acids.
AACUUUACCCCCCAGGCAUAAUUUAAUUAUAUUUGCACAAUGCUUUGACAACAUAACUGCUGUGAAAAAAAUGUGCUCAAAUGUAAAGUAUACUCACAGUUUCCUAGUGCAAUAAAUAGUUUUCUUUAACAUAUAACGUAUAAAUAGGCCAACUGAAAACAAGAAAUAGCCUGUUUUAAACUUCCACCAGGCAUGAGGUAUUUUUCUAAACUGCUGGUAUAAAGUUUUAAAACUUACUGUAAUUUUAAUUUUUCCGUUAUUUCUUAAUAUCAUGGUAGCAUCGAAGCACACUAUUGUGACUCCAGUAUUGUCGGAGUUACCACCAUUACGGCCAAAAGAUGCCUCAAUCUUUUCUUUCUGUAGCGAGAAUUAUUUUCCCGCUGUGGUAUUUACAAACUCGAACAUGCAUGUGUAAGUUUCUUCCCCAGUUUUUGUUGUUUUAGUUAACAAGGUCAUGUAACUACAUGCGUUGUUAUUAUGUUAGUCAGAAGGACGGAGCCUUUGAGACGUCUUGAACGCAGCAAAAGAAUCACAUAUGUGGGCGCGCGCGUGUGAGGUUGUGAUGGGGCGGGAGGGGUACGGUGCAACUGGCAAGAAAUUUCAGGUCUAAGAAUAUAAUUCUCACACUGCAACAAUCAGUUAUGUGGCUUCAAACUAGCCUCAAGGGACCACAGAUACGAGGGUACUAUACCACGCUUUUGAAUAUCCACCCCCAACACCAGGAGACUGACAAACUGUACUCACGAGCCAUUUCGACUUCGUUAUAUCUGUGCUUGAGGGGGCGUGGUCAUUCCCAUCGGACUCGGCCAAUGGCGUCGCACUGGAAGGAGCUGGGCGUUCCAUUCGGUUAGGAGCAGAAGUUGAACAGCGCGAGCCGAGACAGAGCUCUAGAAAGGCAGAUAGGGAGAGGGCAGAGGCAACGGCCCUCUACUGGAGGGGGGGCUUAUUAUAACAAAUAUAUACACACAUGUGUGAACUGUUGGGCUGCACGAUAGGUCAUAUGUGGAUAAUAGUUAUUUUAGAAAAGCAUAUAACUGCGGCUUUACAUUUAAAAUGCCUAUUUUACUUUUCCUGUUAGACACGUCCGCCUCUAUGAAUCAGCGCACUUAUUUGGGUACGACGUAUCUGGACGUUGCUAAAGGCGCGGUUGAGGUCUUUAUGAAGCUGCGUGCCCGAGACCCGGCUAGUAGAGGCGACAGGUACAUGCUAGUUACAUUCGAUGAUCCACCAUACGGAGUGAAGGCCGGCUGGAAGGAGAACCAUGCCACCUUCAUGUGCGAGCUGAAGAAUCUGCAGGCGUCCGGCCUCACAACAUUAGGACACGCUCUUCGCACCGCCUUCGACCUGCUUAACCUCAACCGCCUCGUCUCGGGAAUCGACAACUACGGGCAGGGCCGCAACCCAUUCUUCCUCGAGCCAUCUGUGAUCAUCACCAUCACUGAUGGGAACAAGCUCACGCACAGCUCGGGAGUGCCAGAUGAGCUGCACCUGCCUCUGAAUUCUCCCUUGGCUGGCAGCGAGCUGACCAAAGAGCCUUUUCGCUGGGACCAGCGUCUGUUUGCACUGGUACUGAGGCUGCCAGGAGCAGCUACACCAGAUAAUGAGCAACUUGGUAGCGUCCCCACGGAUGAGUCUGCUAUCACCCAGAUGUGUGAAGUUACUGGAGGGCGAUCAUACUGUGUGCGAACACAGAGGAUGUUGAACCAGUGUCUGGAGUCUCUGGUCCAAAAGGUUCAAAGCGGUGUUGUCAUUAAUUUUGAAAAGACCGGGCCAGAUCCGCCUCCAGUUGGGGAAGAUAACUCUGUGGACUCAAGUCGGCCCGUGUCAUCCUUCAGCCCACAGCCAUGGCACAGCUGCCACAAACUCAUCUAUGUGCGACCAAACCCAAAGACUGGGGUGCCAGUCGGGCAUUGGCCCAUACCAGAGUCCUUCUGGCCGGACCAGAACUCUCCAACCCUACCACCUCGCACUGCUCACCCCGUGGUGCGUUUCUCUUGCGUGGACUGUGAACCCAUGGUGAUCGACAAGCUUCCCUUCGACAAGUAUGAACUGGAGCCCUCUCCGCUCACCCAGUACAUCCUGGAAAGGAAGUCCCCACACAUGUGCUGGCAGGUGUUUGUCAGCAGCAGCGGGAAGCAGAAUGACCUGGGGCAUCCUUUUGGCUACCUUAAAGCCAGCACCACUCUCACCUGUGUUAAUCUGUUUGUUAUGCCGUACAACUACCCAGUCCUUCUCCCACUCCUCGAUGAUUUUUUCAAAGUGCACAAACUAAAACCAAACCUUAAGUGGCGACAGGCCUUUGAGAUGUACCUGAAGACGAUGCCUCCAUACUACCUCCUGCCCUUGAAAAAGGCACUGAGGAUGAUGGGUGCACCUAACCUCAUCGCGGACACCAUGGACUGCGGACUGAGUUACAGCGUCAUUUCUUACCUGAAGAAGCUCAGCCAGCAGGCAAAAAUGGAGUCGGAUCGUCUGAUUGUGUCGGUGGGGAAAAAGGCUCCUCAGGAAACCGGCAUAAAGGUGAAGAACCACUCCAGCUCGCUUUCUCUAGCCCACCGGCGAGACUUUAAGCAGCUGCUGCAGGGAAUCACGGGGGAGGGGCCCCUUCGCCUGGCGGACAUCAAUUUCAAAGAGUUUGCCGGUUUCCAGAUCGUCCUGCUCAACAAGGAUGUAAAACCUCAAGCUUAUCGGAAUGCCUACGACAUCCCAAGACGGAACCUCCUGGAUCAGCUCACACGAAUGCGCUCCAAUUUGCUGCGGACGUCACUAAAACUGAUCCGAGGGCAAGAUGAAGAUUCCCUGCACAGUAUUCCAGUGGCUCAGAUGGGAAACUAUCAGGAGUACCUAAAAAUGAUGCCGUCUCCUUUGAGAGAGAUUGACCCCGAUCAACCUAAACGGCUGCACACAUUUGGGAAUCCUUUCAAGCAGGAUAAGAAGGGGAUGAUGAUCGAUGAGGCGGAUGAGUUUGUAGCAGGCCCUCAAAAUAAGAAGAGAGGAAAUUCCAGUGACUCCAAUUCGGGAGCUACUGUGAAGAGAAGGCGGAGCAUGUCACCGUUGCUGCGGCGGCCGCAGACACCAUCAGGGAACACCAACCAUGUGGUGAUUGGGAAGAACCUAGCAGGGAUUCAGGGGCAGCAGAACCUCCUCAAACCAGUUCCACAGCACAAAGGAGUGGAUAGCAGCAACAUGGUGGUCACAGAGAGUAACGGCGACAGCGCUCUCGGGCUCGACUCUGGGGAAAUCUGGCCUGCAGAGAUGGAAACUGAGGCAGGGAAUCCAUCUUCACCGAGUUUAGAGGAGAAAGUUGGGACAGGAGCAGCAGUUCGCGGGGAGGACCUCGGUACGAUGGAGGAGAGGCUGGUGGAAGAUCAUCUAAACGAGCAGCCGCUGGAGGAGAAGCUCAACUGUGAUCGCCUGAGUCCACAGAGCCAGCUGGAUGGCGCUGACGCUGAGCCGGCAGUGCCUGAGAUCAUUUUCAUAGCUCCACUAGAUGGCAACCUGGCAGAGCUGCGGACACGGGUCAUCAAGGAGGUCCGCAAACCCGGACGAAACUAUGAUGCAAUACUCAGACUACUGCAGCAGGUGAAAGGCCCGCCAAACGUAGAGAGGUACUUCAUCCAGCACGCCAUCAAAGAAGCAAUGAGGUUCAAGAAGCGAGUACUGAUCCAGCAGCUGGAGAACGCCCUCGCGGAGCUGGAGGGGAAGCAAACAACACCACAGCUUCCCAAUGACCAUGGCAGGUAGUGACAAAGCCACUUUUGCGUAAAUUUUCUUGCCGGCUGGACAUCGCCACCCGAAGAGAAGCAUCCCUCUAGACCAAGCCUCAGAAAUUCCAAAUUGGAAACCAGCUUGGGAGAAGAACAAAUGCACUGAUAGUCCCUGUGCUGUACGUCACAUCCUGUUAGAGGCAGAGGGCUUAUUCAGAGGAGGGGCCUUGGGGAGCAGCUCCACUGGGGAUGAGUACAGAGACUUUAAAAAUAAUCCUCUGACAGAUGCCUUAAACACCCAUAUGGCUUUUGUCUGUAUGGGGACGUUGCUCAGAAACCACACAUACACUCCAUUAGACAGAUAACACAGUAAGCCAGCAGAGCAAGGGAUAGACUGGCUUAUUGGGAUAGUUAUGCUAAAAAACAACAAAACAAAAAAAAACAGGCCCUUCUUCAGCUGGUCUGAAAAGUGUUUUAUGGGUAAUAAAAUGUGCAUUCAUGAAAAUUCAUGGAUGGAAGGAGAAAUACUGUCCAGAAGCAAGACAAACCCUCAUAUUUUUUAGUGUUAAAUCUGCAACAGGAUGCACUUUGUUGUCCAUGUUACUGUUGAUCAAUAUGCCCCCAUUAUUAGUGGUUGCACUGGCAUCAGAGGUGGGCAAUAUGGGAAUAAGACUAUGAGUGCCAUAGUAGCGAUUAGGGCUGGGUAUUGUCACUGAUAACCAGCCCGACAGCGCUGUACACAAUGGUAGACUGGUGAGUAAUAAGCGAGCAAAUAAUGCAGAUAACAGAGAUUUGAGACGACAAAACCUGCAGCAUCAGAAUCUGUGAGAUGUCGGCUUUCAGCCCCGACGGCGUGUAUGUGCUGUCGGGUGAACGAUUCACACUUUGUGCAGAAUCUGCUUACCUGCUCUCAUUUGCUGUUUUAGCUGUUUGGUGGCAGCAAGCAAGGCUGCACAUUAUGGGAAAUACUGUGUUUAGUACUGGGGUGUAUUAGAGUUGAGUCAAUGGAAUAGCAAACUCAUAGU